ACCUGCACAAAAAGAUUAUUGAUUAAGAAACAUGAUUCAUUUAAGGCACCAUAAUUGAGAUGAAAUGGUACAGGAGAUGAAUUUAGGCCAAGAAGUGAGACAGAGUGAUAAGUAAUAUGCAGAGAACAAAGUUGGGAUUUUGCCUGUUUUUAGGACUGUUGGGUCUCAUUGCCCUGUCCACUGCCAUUGCUGCUGAAUUCAAGCACACCAAGGCUGAUCAGGUGAAAUAUGAGCAUGGAGAAUGCACUCUUCCAAGCAGCCCUGCAUUGUGGUUGGGAAUCAUAGCAGCAAUAGCCCUUGUGGCUGCCCAAUUGUCAGCCAAUGCAAUGGGAGGCUGUGUGUGUUGUUGUACAGAGAAUGUGCACAAAAUCUCUUCCAGAAAUAGAUCCAUUGCUAUUCUCUGCCUCUUCGUCUCUUGGUUAACUUUUGGAUUUGCACUUUUUCUACUGGUGGCUGGGGCAGGCAUGAAUGAGAGCCAGCCAUACAAAAGACAGUGGAUGGAUAAGGAGUGUUAUGUUGUUAAAACUGGAAUUUUUGCUGCUGCAGGAGCCUUGUCUCUGUUCACAGUAAUGCUUUCCAUGGUUUUUUACUUGGCUAUAACUACAAACAAGGUGGAAGAUGAGAGAGUUGAGAAUGCUAAUGGUGGACCCCAUGAACACAUAGCAGCAGUUGAUGUCGAUGGUACUAAGGAGCUACCCUCCAAGUAGUGGGAAGUGUUCAAUUUUUACUUGGCUAUAACUACAAACAAGGUGGAAGAUGUGAGAGUUGAGAAUGUUAAUAAUGGAUCCCAUGAACAUAUCCGAGUUGAUGUGGGUUAUCCUAAUGGUACUAAGGAGCUACACUCCAAGUAAUAGGAAGUGUUCGAACCACUCAAGUAGAAGCACAUUUUUUUAAUAUAGUAUAAGUAUUGAUGAUAUUACCUAAUAAUUGGGGGCUUUCAUUUUAUUUUUCUUAUUGGCCAACAUAGAUUUUAUAUGUUAAUUUGUUAGUUGAAAAACUAUCAUGCUACGAUGGGAAGCAUUUUCCUAUGAUGUAUUUUUCUUAUUUUGUUUUUCCUAAUUGGAAAAAAAUAAAAUUAUAUCAUUUUUAAUGAUAUUUGAAAUAUAUUAAACUUUA
Molecule: messenger RNA, 1116 nt
Organism: Cryptomeria japonica (Japanese cedar)
Lineage: Eukaryota; Viridiplantae; Streptophyta; Pinopsida; Cupressales; Cupressaceae
Product: protein MODIFYING WALL LIGNIN-1
Exons: 3
Coding region: 117-707 (196 amino acids)
Source: RefSeq, a predicted model, not a curated record